AUGGCUCAGUACGGUCAAAUCUUCGCCGUCCCUCCAAUCGCCAACAGCGAAGCAUUCCAAGCCACAUUCACCAUCGCACAGCAACGAGACCGUGACUUCCUGAGUUUCCAGCUGCAGCAAUCGUUCAACACUGCCGUCCGGCAUGAUGCCACCUUCGAGCGGUUGACCGGCACCCCGUUCUGGAGAGUCUGCAUUAGGGUGGUGAAGCUCGCGCAUUCCAAGGACUAUCACCACGAGUCAGCCAUUGCCUUGCCUCCUGCUGGCACGAGGAUGGAACUCACGAGGCGGACCUUAGACGGAAUGCUAAUUAGGUGCGACGGCUUCGUAUCAAGUGUCUCUGGGUCGCACGACCUUGUCGUGAUCGCCGAUUCCCCUUAUAAGCUGAUAUUCAACUGCAAUGGAUUUAAAAAAGUCAACAUUAAGCUCGUACAUCCGGACUUCCUGACCAACGACUGGAUUGCUAUGGUGCAGGCGCUCAUUAACAACGAGUACAAGCCUCGUUUCCCAAGUGGAGUCCGCCUCAAAUCGUACUUCUUCGGGAAUUACCCAGAGCGCUCCAGCUUAGAUCUCUUCGAGCAUUUCCAGAGCGCUUACAUUCCGCGUGAAGAGGAAGAAGAUUUGAUGACCACGGAGGUCGUCAACCUCCCCGACGACCUCAUGAGAUACUUUCGUAACACCCUCGACAAAAAUCAACUACGCGCUGUCGAAAAAUCAACCUCAGACAUCCGCAACGGGGAUGCGAUAGUGCGCUCGCUCGCCGGCCAUAUUAGAGCCUUCUACCAACAAAAUGAGACCGAUCCAGACGUGCAGAAAUACCUCCGCUUGCAUCAGAAGCUGAAAUACAGCGCCACCGAGCGUGCCGACCUCCACGACUUGUUCGAUUCACUCGCCAGUCGGAUAUUAUCCAACAAAAUCGACAUCGUCUUCACAACCGGCGGCCUGACCAGCAAUAAGCUCCUACGAACCGCGUUCGCUACAGAUGUCCUGGUAGUGGACGAGGCCGCCCUCAUAAGCGUCGCUAAGUUCACCACUUAUCUGACGGAUGAGAAAACACUCUCGGCGGUCUGUCUCGUCGCCGACCCUCAUCAACGUCGGCCGAUGUCGUUGUCGGUAUCUGCAAAGGCCACCGAGUUUGAAGGAGGCAUGAUCAUGUCCAUCUUCUAG
Molecule: messenger RNA, 1164 nt
Organism: Coniosporium apollinis CBS 100218
Lineage: Eukaryota; Fungi; Ascomycota; Dothideomycetes
Exons: 3
Coding region: 1-1164 (387 amino acids)
Source: RefSeq, a predicted model, not a curated record